Striga asiatica is the source of this 1495-nucleotide messenger RNA. The record is from the annotation of a GenBank genome assembly. Lineage: Eukaryota; Viridiplantae; Streptophyta; Magnoliopsida; Lamiales; Orobanchaceae.
CAAAGAUAUAUUUUUGAAAGCAAUGUUAUUGAUUCAUUACAUGAUAAAUUCAAUUGCAAUGUGCUAUAUACAUCUCAUUUCCAUCCUAUCCAAUUCCAGUAAAAUGAUUCACUGAUAGGAAACAAUACUAGCAACCUUUACCUACCCAAUAAGUAGAAAGAACUGAACCUUCAGAAAACUCUCCACCUGAAAACCAAGAAAUAUCCACCACACAACGAGCAAAACCAGUACAGUCUGACCGUGCGCAACAUCUCAACAGUGUUCAAGAACAGAAUAGUCUGGAGAACAAAUAAGCAUGACACCCUUGCACAGUAUCAAGCAACGGUGACACCUGGCAAGCCUCCUCCACCCCACGCCCCAUCCACCUCACGCAAACCUCCUCAGCUUCCCCCGCCACCUGGUGCUGCAGCACGGCCGCCCCCAACGGGCCCACCAGAUUCAGCCUCGUGGCAGCUGACACCAAAUCCCUCAUAGUCACAAACACGUAAGCCCGCUGGGCUAUUUCAGGCCCAAACCCCAGCAGCCCGCAGACGAGCCCAAAAACCGGAGCGUGGUGGAAAAAGACGCUCCCGCCCCUGAGUGCCUCGUCUCUCAUAGCCUUGAGAUUUGGGAUCUCGGAGAAAACGGAGGAUGCGACUCUCAUGAGGGCCGACCCUUGAGAGACGGAGGCCCUUCGGCUAGCCUCGUUCGUGAGCAUAGCUUCUAGAAGUCGGUCGAGUUUUCGCCAGUUUUGGGAGUCGGGGGAAAGGGAUGCAGAGUGUACGAACGGGAGAAGGAGGCUGCCGGUGUUUUCGAGCACGUGGAUAAUGAAGGUUUUGAGGUCUUGUGGAGAAUUGACGAGACGGGCUUGGGUGGCGGCCUCGAGCCCGUACGAAUGGGCGAAGCCGCCAGUGGGGAGAAUGGAGUCGAGCAGCUGCCAUUGGCUCCAUUGCCGGAGAGAGUCCGGAAAAGUGGUUGAAGUAGAGAGGAUUGAUUACCUGAGGGCAGCUUUUGAACGGCUUGACGAUUGCUUCAAUAGAAUAACAGCGCAGUUGAAGAAAAAGAAAAAGAAUGAAAAGGAGGAGAAAUCGGGAGAUAAAGUCCUUUAAUUUUGGGAAGGAACUUUGCGUAGUGCUGUACCAAUAUUCUGUGUCUUUUAUAAGGAAAACAUUGUGAUUUGUACAAGAUAUACUUCUUAAUCUUGGGCAUGCCGAUGAACUGUUUGACGAUAUGCCUCUUUGAGAUCAAAUGUUUGUGUAGUGAUGGCUACCAACUGCCACCAGUACACUUAGAGUGCUGCGAAAACACUAACAGCAUUCACGUAUUGAGAUUCAUUUCAACAAACACCACAAAGCUUCUCUCAGUAAACACCACAACAGUUGCAGUACACGAAAAUUUCGAACCAAACGUGGCUCAGAAACCCAUGCACGAAAGAAAUAUUACUCCUGUCUGCCAACUAUCACACAAGAACUGGCUCGACUUUUUCCUCUUUCCAGUCGUAAUUAUUAAAUGCUAA